Messenger RNA from Acanthosepion pharaonis, 1011 nucleotides. Lineage: Eukaryota; Metazoa; Mollusca; Cephalopoda; Sepiida; Sepiidae. The record is from the annotation of a GenBank genome assembly.
AUGUUUUUCUUUCUUUCCUUCUUUAUUUCUUUCUUUGCUUCUUCUUUGUUUAUGUCAUCUUUUUCCCUUUUGUCUUUGUUUCUUUCUUUUUUAUCAUAUUCUUUCUUUCUUGCUUGUUUUUUUUUCUUCUUAAGUUAUUUCUUUCUUUCUUUUAUUGAUUCUUUUUUCUUUGUUUCAUUUUAUUCUUUCUGCUACCUUUCUUUUUUCUUCCGUUUCCUUUUGUUUUCUUUUUGUUUUUGUCUUUCUUUAUUUAACUUUUUUUAUUCUUUGUGUUUUCUUUUUCUAUCGCCACCUCUUGUGAUUUUCAUUUUUGUGUUCUUACAUUUUCCCUCUUUCUGUCCUUCUCUUUUUGCACCCUUUCUUUCGUUUUCUGUCUUUCUUUUCUUCUUUUUUUGCACCUUUUCUUUUCUUUUUGUUCAUUCUUUAGUUUUCUUUUUCUUUCUUUCUUUCUUUCAGUUAUUUCUCUUUUUGUAUGUUUACUUUUGUGUUCUUUCAUUCUUCGGAUUUCUUUCUUUCUUUUUUCUUUCUUUCGUUGCCUUUCGUUAUUUCUCUUUUUCUAAUCCUCUUUUCCUUUUCUUUCAUUCCUUGGUUUUCUUUCUUUCGUUACUUCUUUUCGCACCUUUUCUCUCUUUUUCAUUUCUUUUAUUUUAUCUAUAUUUCUUUCGUUCCCUUUCGUUAUUUAUAUCUUUGUAUUCUUUAUUUCGUUUUAAUUCAUUCAUUUGUUUUGUUUGUUUGUUUUUUUGUUCCUUCCUUCCUUCCUUCCUUCCUUUCUUUCUUUUUUCAUCGACUUUAAUAUAUCGUCUGAAUUUAGCCUGGAAACAUUUCCUUCCCAGAAAAUUAUGUUCAAUGUUAAACGUAAUAUAUUAUCUAUCUAUCUAUCUAUCUAUCUCUAUCUAUCUAUCUAUCUAUCUAUCUAUCUAUCUAAAUAACCGCAUAAAGGAUACCAUGUCUCGUCCCUAUCUUUCUAAAUGUGUUCUUGUCUAUCUAUCUAUCUAUCUAUCUAUGGGAUAA